Molecule: messenger RNA, 973 nt
Organism: Heteronotia binoei (common prickly gecko)
Lineage: Eukaryota; Metazoa; Chordata; Lepidosauria; Squamata; Gekkonidae
Gene: CD80
Product: CD80 molecule
Exons: 5
Coding region: 23-952 (309 amino acids)
Biological process (GO): cell surface receptor signaling pathway; cellular response to lipopolysaccharide; immune response
Cellular component (GO): external side of plasma membrane
Source: RefSeq, a predicted model, not a curated record
CAGUUAAAGUGGCCUUGAUGAAAUGAUGCACAUACAGAAUACAGAACUGAUGCUUUCCAGGCCCAGUCUAAAGGUGUUCUUCUGUCUUGGCUUCUUUGUGUUUCACUCAAAUACUACAGGCAUUGUCCAGAUGAUACAAGUGAAAGCCAAAGUAGGGGAGGUGGCCACACUCCCUUGUGAUAAUGAUAUACAUUUAGACAAUCCCCUGAAGCACUACGAUGUCUACUGGCAAAAAGAUGUUGGCUCCGAUAAAACAGAUCAGGUCGUGAUAGCUUACUGGAAAGGCAAAGAAGAGAAAAAAGACCCACAUUUCAGUAACAGAACCACGAUGGACCAGCAGAAUUUUACACUUUGGAUUUCCUCGGUGAAAGUGUCAGAUGAAGGCAAAUACAAGUGCAUCAUACUGCAUCAUAAAUGCACUGAGUUAUACUUAUCUGUGGUGGCUGACUUUAACAAACCUGUCAUACAUGCUCAUCUACCUGCCUGUGGCUCAACAUUAUUGAAACUGACAUGCUCUUCUCAUGGGGGAUAUCCAGAGCCUACCAUGUCAGGGCUUCUGAAUAAUAACAAAGUGGAAUGGAUCCCUAUUUCUACAUAUGACAAUCAAACAGAACGCUUCAAUAUUACCAGCAAGUUGCAGCUCAAUGUGACUGAAGAUAUAUAUUUUCUGUGCUCAGUUUCUUAUCAUGGUUUCAAAGCAUCUACCAGCUACAACUACACAAUACCAAAGGAGUGUUCUGUGGUAAAACCUCUGUCACACUGGAUUCUGAUUGCUUCAAGUGUGAGCAUUGUCUGUGUUGUGGUUUUGGCAGCACUGGCAAACAUCCAAUGCUGCAAAAGGCAUAGGUCUCUUUGCCACACCAGAUCUCUUCAGCCAGUAGCAAGAAGUGAAGUCAUCACUGGUGCUGUUUUGACACCCCUGCAGUUCUCCAGUGGGACAUCAGAAAAAUAACCUCUCUGAAGAUACUAGGCU